GUUUCGUAUCAAUUACAAUAAAUUAGUAUUUUUAUAAAGCUUCGUCUGCGAUUUUCCGAGAAUUGUAUGUCGCGCACAACUCUAAUUAUCAAGCAUAUCCUCUUGAUUAUUUCGUGGAAUUAAAGAUACCUGUUUUUUCGAAAAGUUUCGCAACGCAAACAGUAAAUAAUCUCCGUGAUUGUUUGACAAAAAACGUUACCUGAAAUUUAUCUGAACCUUUGUUCUUUUUAUUGUUACACUUUGCACAAGAACAAUCAACGUGAAAAAGUGAGUUUCGGGCGUGAUUUUUGAGUGUCGUAACCGUAACCACAGUGCUCGAAGGGUUAACCCUGACCUGACCUUUUAUUAAUUUUGAUAUACUUAAAAGACUGAUUGUUCCGGGCAUGGCAUAUGCCUGCAAUGUUAGGCUGUAGCACCGUAUGCCCCAACUGCAAGCACCAAUUCACGUGCUGCGCCCCGGUGCCGCCAUGCUGCUCCCUGCGGAGGUCGGUGCACGUCCUGUCCGGCGGCGGCAUCGUGCCGCCCCUGUCGCCCUGCCCCUCGCCCCAAGUCUCCCCCAGCGUGCCGCUGACGUUCGUCCUGCCGCCGCUCGGGGGCCUGCCGGCGCCGCCCCCCGAGGCCAAGCCCGAGACCGAGUUCGCGCGCCUCCAGGACAUCGUCAAGGCUCUGCGCCUAUCCGGCUGGUACUACGAGGGCCUCACCUUCGACAGGAGCGAUGAGCUGCUCAAGGACACCCGAGUGGGCACCUUCCUCGUGCGCAACUCCUCCGACCCGCGCUUUCUCUUCUCGCUGAGUGUGCAGACGGACCGCGGCCCCAAGUCCGUCCGGCUGUUCUACACCAACGGCCACUUCCGGCUCGACGCGCAGCCCCACCUGCAGGCCUCCAUGCCGCUCUUCCCCGGCGUCAUCGAGCUGGUGCAGCACUACGUGCGCCGCCGCAAGGACACCCAGGUGUGGGUGGACCCGCAGGGGAAGUGCCUCUCGUCCAUAUACCUGGACCGGCCGCUGCCCCGGGAGCCGGCGCCGCCCAGCUUGAAGCACCUGGCGCGGCUGGCGAUCCACCGGCAGCUGCGGGACGCGUCCGAGGUGCGGAUCUUCAAGCUGGGCUUGCCCACCUCGCUGGCGGUGUUCCUGGCCGAGUACCCGUACGCGCUCUAGUGGCACCAAAGACUGGUCGGUACCUUCUACAUACCGACGUUCAGGGAACACCAUCAAAGUAUUCUAAACGCGUUAGAUAGGAUAACAAAUUACCGACGUCUGUUUGUUAAUCGAAACGUGCGUAAGCCAUAUUGGCUGCUGAUAAUGAUUGUAUUUUGUUACGGCAUAUAUUUUUUUAUAAAACGAGAAAACGACAAACACUAGCUUGGGAUCGUAGCACACUGGCGAGCGACACACGAAGGGCCUUAAUCUCAAAUGUUUUAGCCAACGGUAUUUUAAUUAUUUAUUUUAGCUGUAAGCGUUUUAGUGUCCAGUGGACUGGAGAUACUCUACCAAUCGUCAACUUGUAUUAUACUUUAAGUUAGUGUGUGUACUAAACUUUAGACUAGAGCUUGGCUGGAAUCCGGCUCUGGACAAUCAUCAUCCUUGUUAGAAUAGUAAAACUAGUCUGAAUAAAACAAUCAUUGUUGAAUUUUUUUAAACAAGAGUUUGAGAUUAACAAGCGGAUGAUAACGUUGUAAUAUGAAUGUAUUUAUAUUUUGUUGUAAACACGUCGAGAAUGAGAGGGAGCGAUUGUAUGUCUGUUUAGUUAAUUCAAGAUGUAUUUAUUUCUCUAGGAAAUUAUUAAAUUAUUUAUUAUUA
Messenger RNA from Tribolium castaneum (red flour beetle), 1800 nucleotides. RefSeq names its product suppressor of cytokine signaling 2. Gene Ontology annotation, cellular component: phosphatidylinositol 3-kinase complex. Gene Ontology annotation, biological process: phosphatidylinositol phosphate biosynthetic process; intracellular signal transduction. The record is from RefSeq and is a predicted model, not a curated record. The transcript is spliced from 2 exons. Lineage: Eukaryota; Metazoa; Arthropoda; Insecta; Coleoptera; Tenebrionidae. Gene Ontology annotation, molecular function: 1-phosphatidylinositol-3-kinase regulator activity. The coding region runs from base 391 to 1158 and encodes 255 amino acids.